Molecule: messenger RNA, 839 nt
Organism: Hypoxylon fragiforme
Lineage: Eukaryota; Fungi; Ascomycota; Sordariomycetes; Xylariales; Hypoxylaceae
Exons: 1
Coding region: 165-647 (160 amino acids)
Source: RefSeq, a predicted model, not a curated record
GGAUCGAGGAGCUGGGCGCGCUAAGUCAGCUCGUGGUGCCCUAUGGUGGGCUCGCGGACAUCGGCGUGCGGGUCGGGGAGACGGUGCUGGUUGCGCCGGCGACGUGAUCGUUCGGCAGCGGCGCGGUGCGUAUUGCUGCGGCGACGGGGGCGCGCGUUAUUGCUAUGGGAAGGAGCGAGGAUGCGCUCGAGCAGCUGGGGCGGAUUUCGGACAGAGUGGCUACGGUAAAGAUCAGCGGCGACGUGGAGGAGGAUGUCGAAGCGUUGGCGCGGUUCAGCCCACUGGACGUGUUCUUCGAUAUCUCACCCGCCAGCGCGAAGGAUAGCUCGCACUUCCUGGCGGGCAUGGCGGCGUUGAGGCCAGGCGGGCGCGUGAGCCUCGUGGGGGGCCUAAAGGGCGACGUUGGGUUCCCAUAUGGACAGCUCGUUCACAAGGGGCUCACAAUCAAAGGAAAAUUUAUGAACACCGCCCAGCAAGCGAAAGACUUGAUUAAGCUGGUCGAAAGGGGGAUUUUGGAAAUCGGGGACAGAGCGGGUAUGAAGGUGACGGGGAAGUCUAGGCUGGAGAGCUGGGAGGAGGCGUUUAGGACGGCGGCGGAGGAGAGUGGGUCGGGGAGUGAUGUGUACUUCACGCCAAAUAAGGAAUAAGGAAGCUUUAUUGCAGGCAGGUAGGGGAAGUUUGCGUGUUAGGUACUGUGAGUAAGUACUUGGGUAGGUGCACACAAUGUUCAGAUGAAAAUGACAAUGGAUUCUUGAUGCGGGUCCUGUUUCGUCCUUACGUGGGAAAAGAUGAGUUGGAUCUCGGUGUGCAUAGUCAAAGCCCGUGUAGUAUACAACCUA